AUGACGAUUGAUGAUAACUCGAGCGCAGUCUCAAUGAACGAAGCGGGAUAUGCGAUGUUCUUCCCUGUCAUUUUCAUAAUGAUUGGUGUCGAAGGCGCCAUCGGCAACACUUUGGUCUGUGUCGUAAUCGCGAGUGCGAUCACGAGGUCGAAAAGCAGCAAUGUGAAUCUUCUCAUCCUGCACCAAGCAUUCAUCGAUGGUGUAACGUCUGUUGUUUUAUUUCUCAGCUACACAUUACCCGUUCCCUAUAUACCAAAGACGGGAGGUUGGGGAGAGUUCCUCUGCCGAAUGUGGGUGUAUGAAAGCCUUCUGUGGAUGCUCUUUGUCGUGUCAACCUACAAUCUCUGCAUGAUGUCUCUGGAGCGUUUCGUAGCUGUUGCAUACCCACUGACCUACUCCACCAAAUUCAACCAGCAAACAUCCAUCCUGAUGAUUCUGUUUUGCUGGAUCAUAGCCCCAUUACUGCAUUACUACUACCCUGUUGGAGACAACUACAAUGAUGGCGGUGUUUGCAAGAGUCGUGGAAAUCGUGUAGUCUUGGCUGCAGUAGGUAUCAUGGUCUUCUUCUGGGAAUUUUUCAUCCCCUUAGUCAUCAUGACUGUGGUUUACGUGCGAAUCGUGUGUCUGCUUCGAAAGCACCACCAAAGAGUCCAAGGUUCUAGUGCUAACACAGGCCAUCAAGACCGUCAAAAUGGGCAACCUCGGCAACACUCUCGGGUCUCUCCUGACCGCAGUGGGGCUCGAAAAGAAGACACCCAGAACACCUCUACACAUCAACAACCAAACGAAGAGCAACAUCAGCAACACGGACAGCAACGGCCACAUCAUCAACAGCAGAGACGUCCGCCAGCUCAAUUUCAGAAAGUUCGCCGUAACGUCACCUUUACUCUCUUGGCUGUCUUCAUCAUGUACGUUGUUUGUUGGCUGCCCAAUCACCUGACCUUCUUGCAACAUGGAUUCGGAGGUCCUCUUGAUUACGGUGGCAUAUGGUUCAACGUCAGCCUUGUCCUUGCCUAUCUCAACAUGAGCAUCAACCCACUCAUAUACGCCCUCAAGUACAAGCUCUUCAGAGAAGGAUUCAAGAGACUCUUUUGUGUCUUCGGGUGUUCUUCUGCUACGCCUUCGGAUACAGUUCGUACAACAUCAGGCUCCGAAAGAAGCUAA
This is a messenger RNA of Lytechinus pictus (painted urchin), 1164 nucleotides long. Its product is annotated as octopamine receptor Oamb-like. The transcript has 2 exons. Gene Ontology annotation, biological process: G protein-coupled receptor signaling pathway. Gene Ontology annotation, cellular component: membrane. Gene Ontology annotation, molecular function: G protein-coupled receptor activity. The record is from RefSeq and is a predicted model, not a curated record. The coding region runs from base 1 to 1164 and encodes 387 amino acids. Lineage: Eukaryota; Metazoa; Echinodermata; Echinoidea; Temnopleuroida; Toxopneustidae.